UCAGCUGGUUGGAAAGUUAGAGAAGUUUCUCGGCUCUGAGCACGAACAUUUAUUUAGGCUCUUUCCUGAGACCUAAAAGGAAGGUUUGAGAGACGGAGAGGAAACAGGCUUUGUAACCUCAGAAGUUCUUUUUUUCCUCUGCUUCUGAAAAGUUUUUAUUACCAAAGUUUUCUUUUCUCUCCUCUCCUUCCCUUGUGUGCAAUUCAAACAAAUAGGAAGCUGUUUUCUCUCCGCUGCCUCGCUGCCUGGAGACUUGUUUUGUCCCUCUGUUUUUAAACUUUUGAAUGAUAAAGCCCUGAUUUUUGUUUUUUAAGCUUGUUUUUGGAGAGAGCCGAGAUUCUGGUAUAAGCAGCCAGAAGCUGAAAUUCCAGUCCGCCCAGCUGCUGGUGAGUGGAUUUACUGCAUCACGUGAAAGUUUACAGCCAGGAACACCAAGGCAAACAUUGACAUUUCAGAGGGGAACGUGCAGCCUAGAGCCAGAGAAAGUUGGAGGACUUCUGUUUUGCUCUUGGUUUUGACUUAGAAGAAAACUAUGGCCGACGGCCAGAUGCCCUUUUCCUGCCAUUAUCCCACCAGGCACCGAAGUGUCCGGGACCCAUUCAGAGAGACUGGCUUGACCUCUCGCCUGCUGGACGAUGACUUUGGCAUGUCCCCAUUCUCUGGGGAUCUAACUGCAGACUGGCCAGACUGGGCACGACCACGACUGACCACGACAUGGCCAGGCCCUUUGCGAUCAGGAAUGACCCGAAGCAGUGGCAUGUCCCCUCCUGGAUACGGCACCAGAUUCAGCAGCUACCCUGAGAGCCGGAGUCCCACUGCCUUCUCAAGGGAGCCCUGGAAGGUGUGUGUCAACGUGCACAGUUUUAAACCUGAGGAGCUGACAGUGAAGACCAAGGAUGGCUAUGUGGAAGUGUCAGGCAAACAUGAAGAGCAACAGGAAGAAGGAGGGAUUGUCUCCAAGAACUUCACCAAGAAAAUCCAACUCCCCUAUGAGGUGGAUCCUGUCACAGUUUUUGCAUCCUUAUCUCCAGAAGGGCUGCUGAUCAUCGAAGCGCCACAGAUACCUCCGUACCAGCAGUACGGAGACAGCAGCUGUGGUAACGAGAUACCAAUGGACAACCAAGAAGCAACCUGUGCUUGAUGCAUCUUCCCUGUUUCCCUUUUUCCCCCUCUCCCUUCUCAAACAGAUUUCUCUUGAUUCCAGCUGUAAUUGCAUUAGCUGAACAAACAUGUACAUUGGAUCUUGUAUAUUCUCUUAAAGGGGCUCUGCUUCAUCACAUCCUACAGACAUAUUCCCUUGUCCUACUCCUGUUCUAAUCAGAGUAAGUUUGCACUUAGACAAGGUGGUUGACUGUAGGGCUCCAGUAUCAUCACUGUGGUUGUUGUUACUUGUAUUACAGUUGCACUUAGCGGGCCCAACAGAGGUGAAGGCCCCACUGUGCUAGAACUGUACUUAUAGUAAGAGACAGUCCUUGCCCCAAAGAACUUACAGUCUAAAAAGACAAGAUAAAUAAAGGCUGAGGGGAGAAACAGUGGCUCAAGCAAGUGAAGUCACUUAGGAAAUAAUUUGCAGAGCCAGGUAUAGUACCCAGGUCUCCUGGCUCCUAGGCCAAUACAUUAUCCUCUACACAACACUUCCUCUUGUAUUACUUGUCAUUUUUUUCUCUACUGGCUGAAAACAACCAGGAUAUGGCAGAGAAUUUAUCAUGGCAAGAUCCAAAGAGUGGUUGAAAUUCCCUAACAAGCUGCUUAUGGGCUCUGCUGGCUCCAAACAAAAUCAAAUCACAGGGCCUGGGAGAGGUGACUCCGUAACUCCAGCUUCUCUUUGGCAUUUCUCCCUUAGUAGUGUCCCAAUAUGGCCCACAGUUUCACCAAGGUUUUAUUGAGGUCUUACAUGCGCCAAUAUCGUUUAUCUGUAUAUCGUACAUAAUAAAACAGAUGUCUUGUUUGUUGUUGUUUUUUGCUAUAAGUUAAUAAGAUGGAAUAUUUAUGACACUCACAAAACUUUCUCCUCUUAAAUUAAAGUGCAACUCUUGCAGUCAUAUUCUACAUGUGUCUCUUUCUUUUCCAUUUCAUGAAUGAUUGCUCUUUAAACAGCCUCUUACCAGUGUCAAGAUUAGUUUUUUGGUGAUGGAAAGACUGGCAAGUAUUGUUGUUUUGUAGACAGACAACCUGAAAGACCAGACAUAUUCAGAAAUGUAACUUGUCUGCAUGUUUUGACCCUCUUAUUUUAUUAUCCAGAAAGGAUUUGUGCUUUUAUUUGACAAACAUGAUGAAUAAAACCUAGUGGAUGUUCUUA
Molecule: messenger RNA, 2299 nt
Organism: Alligator sinensis (Chinese alligator)
Lineage: Eukaryota; Metazoa; Chordata; Crocodylia; Alligatoridae
Gene: HSPB8
Product: heat shock protein family B (small) member 8
Exons: 3
Coding region: 533-1141 (202 amino acids)
Biological process (GO): cellular response to unfolded protein
Cellular component (GO): nucleus; cytoplasm; protein folding chaperone complex
Molecular function (GO): protein homodimerization activity
Source: RefSeq, a predicted model, not a curated record